AUGGAAUUGUCCCAUUCGCCUCAAGCCGGAGGGUUUGCCACCGAAUCCUCAAUUCUCUGGAGCAGCAUUUCAACCUUGACUGUCAACACUGUCUCUCCUUCCCAUCUCCCCCCCAGAAAUGAUUCCUUCCUCGAUGAACCUUCACACAACUUGGGAGAAACUGAAAGCGUGGGUUACGUUCCCAGCGUCACCGGAAUACUUAUCCCUCUCAUCUACAUUAUCGUCUGCAUCGUCGGUCUGGGUGGGAACACGCUGGUCAUCCAUAUCGUGCUGCAUUACUCCCAGACUGUGUCAGUCACCAACAUUUACAUCCUCAAUCUGGCCAUUGCCGAUGAGCUGUUUAUGUUGGGUUUGCCCUUCCUGGCAGUGCAGAAUGCCCUCCUCUCUUGGCCCUUUGGCUCGCUCAUGUGCCGCUUAGUCAUGACUGUGGAUGCCAUUAACCAGUUCACUAGCAUUUUCUGCCUGACGGUAAUGAGCAUUGACCGCUACUUGGCGGUGGUGCAUCCCAUACGGUCCUCUAGUUGGCGCCAGCCGCGAGUAGCUAAAGUCGUCAACGUGACGGUGUGGGUGGUGUCUUUCAUCGUGGUGCUCCCGGUGGUGAUAUUCGCAGACGUGCUUCAGGACGACGGCAACUGCAGCAUUGUGUGGCCGGAGCCGGCGGAAGUGUGGAAGGCGGCAUUCAUUGUCUACACAGCCACGGUGGGCUUCUUUGGCCCCCUGCUGGUCAUCUGUUUGUGUUACCUUCUCAUCGUAGUCAAGAUACGAAGCGCCGGUCGAAGAGUGCGUGCCACCUCCAUCCGCCGGCGCAAGUCGGAACGAAAGAUAACGCGCAUGGUGGUGAUUGUGGUCGCAGUGUUUGUCCUCUGCUGGCUACCCUUCUACAUCCUUAACAUUGUCAACCUUUUGGUUCUUUUGCCCAGAGAGUUUAGGGGCCUCUACAUAUUCGUGGUGGUCCUCUCUUACGCUAACAGCUGUGCCAACCCCAUCAUCUACGGCUUCCUGUCAGACAACUUCAAAAGGGGUUUCCGGAAGGCUCUGUGUCGCUCAAGUAGGAGGGUGGAGAGUCAAGACCACCGCCAAACUGGAAUGCACCCUCAGCAAAAGGAUGACGUAGGCAGACAGCAGGAGGCCAAAGACUGCCUUACAGGGACUGUGGUGGGAGUAAGAGAUGGAGAAAUAGAGGAGGAAGAGGAAGGAGAACAGUACAUGGAAGAGACCAUGGAAGAUGCUACACAGAUGAUGGAGAUUUGCAGGAUAACACAUAACGGAUGUGAGAAUGGACAGCCGGAAAGUUUACAAAAACAGCUUUCGCAGAAGGGAAAGGAUGAAACAGCUGGGCAAAGCCACGGAAUCCAGACUUGUGAGAUAUCUGGGGCGGGACCAAGUAUCGGGCCCACCGCUGUCCUCAAUGGGGCGAAAAAAGGAAAUUUUAAACCACGGCUCGAAGAAUCAAGAAAAAAUACCGCCACGUUAGACAUCAGUUGUUUGUGA
Messenger RNA from Chanos chanos (milkfish), 1491 nucleotides. RefSeq names its product somatostatin receptor 3 (gene sst3b). Gene Ontology annotation, cellular component: plasma membrane; neuron projection. Gene Ontology annotation, molecular function: somatostatin receptor activity; neuropeptide binding. Bases 1 to 1491 code for a protein of 496 amino acids. The transcript has a single exon. NCBI's taxonomy places the organism in Eukaryota, Metazoa, Chordata, Actinopteri, Gonorynchiformes, Chanidae. Gene Ontology annotation, biological process: neuropeptide signaling pathway. The record is from RefSeq and is a predicted model, not a curated record.